Molecule: messenger RNA, 3293 nt
Organism: Spea bombifrons (plains spadefoot toad)
Lineage: Eukaryota; Metazoa; Chordata; Amphibia; Anura; Pelobatidae
Gene: KLF7
Product: KLF transcription factor 7
Exons: 4
Coding region: 206-1096 (296 amino acids)
Biological process (GO): regulation of transcription by RNA polymerase II
Molecular function (GO): DNA-binding transcription factor activity, RNA polymerase II-specific; RNA polymerase II cis-regulatory region sequence-specific DNA binding
Source: RefSeq, a predicted model, not a curated record
CCUGAUUUUUUUUCCCUUUUUUUUCCAAAUGCUUGGGUUUGAAUGAUCAACACUUGUUCUCCUGCUUCUCGUUCUUUGCAUUGACUCUUAUCAAUCCUCCUUAACACAUUUUCACGAAGGGGACUCUGGAUCUAUCUUUGUUAUAAGAGGACAGCAGUCAAGGAAUAUAUACGUUUUGAUUCUUCUUCUUACUUGCAUUGCAAACAUGGAUGUUUUGGCUAGUUAUAGUAUAUUCCAGGAGCUUCAGAUUGUACAUGACACUGGCUACUUCUCAGCAAUGCCAUCUUUGGAAGAGAAUUGGCAGCAGACAUGUCUGGAGUUGGAACGGUAUUUGCAGACAGAACCUAAGAAAAUGACAGAGACCUUUGGGGAGGAUAUUGACUGUUUUCUUAACACCUCUAUUGCUCAGGGCACGGAAGGCAAUGCCCGAAAGCUUGAUCCCAUUGUAAUUCCUGUGGACAUUAGCACAUACGAGAAGCGUCCUAGCAUGGACGUUUUGCUCUCGCAAGACAAACUGCUAUCUGAAACGUGCGUUAGUCUACAGCCCGCUAGUUCUUCUUCAGAGUGCUACACAUCCGUAAAUCAAGCGCAACUCAAUGCAGUAACUUCUCUAACGCCACCAUCCUCUCCAGAACUCAGUAGGCAUCUAGUCAAAACCCCCCAGUCCCUAUCUUCACUGGACGGCACUGUUACGUUAAAACUUGUGGCCAAAAAAGCCUCUAUCAGCUCGGGAAAGGCAACAGAGUCUGCAUCGUCUGCCGUUACGUCAAAGUGUGCCCUCAGCGACAGUGAGCAGGCUGGUGGCUCGGGGGAAGCAUCCCCCGAAAACAAGAAAAGGGUUCAUCGGUGCCAAUUUAAUGGCUGUCGGAAAGUCUACACGAAGAGUUCACAUUUGAAAGCUCACCAGAGGACGCAUACAGGUGAGAAGCCAUACAAGUGUUCCUGGGAAGGAUGUGAGUGGCGUUUUGCUCGGAGUGAUGAGCUUACGAGGCACUAUAGGAAACACACAGGGGCAAAGCCAUUUAAAUGCAACCACUGUGACAGAUGCUUUUCCAGGUCUGAUCACCUUGCUUUGCACAUGAAGAGACAUAUCUAAGGACAUUAACAAACACAUGGCUCUUUGGCCUUGGUAGUGCCCAAUUUUUGAUGGACACUUCUGGCGAUACCCUUAAUCUUGCAGGAGAAACAUUGCCACAUGUAAAGCUCUGUACACAAAAUCCAUAUGAAAUGUUAAUGUAUCAUCACAUGCUCGCUCAUACAAGAGAACACGGUCUGUUUUUUAUGCCUUAUCCCCAUCCUGAUUGAGACGGAUGCAGGCAGAUGACGGUUGAUUUUUAAGGAUCUGUGAUUUCCUCAUACAGUUGCAUACUGGAUGCUCUUAUAUAUGUUACCACGGAAACCAAGAUAAACAAGACUUGCCUGCAAGUGGACAGUGGUCUUAAGGAGCUCUGAAGAACUCACUUUAUUGCAACUCAGAAGCUACUGAAAAAAAGCCACCUUCAAGUUGCAUUGUUGUAGCACUAAUACUUUCUUUUAAAAUUUAUUUUAAGAGAAAAGAAAUAAAAAGACGGAUUUCGAACUAGGAAACCAAAUGUCACUUCAUGAGCCUGUAGGUUUGUGUUAAUAUCUGAAGACUCCAUAUCAAGAAAGGAUCCUGCUACGUAUUGGUUCCCUGUGGUUUUGCUUCUUCACUGACCUUUUAUCUCAAUGCCAUAGGCCUUACUGGCACAAAACUGGUGGAGUCACAAAUAUAAAAGUGUCUGCAAUUGACUGGUCUAUAUUUCAAUAGGAUUCAUGAAUGGAGGAUCGCCAAGAACAACUCCUUAUCCCCCACCUUUUCCUCAAUUAUUUAUUUUGUAUUUCUUUCAUUUGUUUUACAUUGUAUGCACUAGGGACUUGUAAAAGCCACUAACACUGACUGUGACAGGACCUGAUUUGUCAAAAGUGAAGUGUCCUGGCUUCAGUGUGUGCACUUCCAAAGGUUAAAAACCUUUCCUUUUUUAGUUCUGUUUAAUUUGAAAAAGAAUUUGAGAAACUUUGUUCUGUUCACUCUAUGGACUAUAAUCUGAACUUUUAUUUCUCCACCUGGACACUCUUAGCUUGGAAGUGAUCAGCCACCCAUAAUUUGCUACUAAGGUUUGGCAGACUUCAAGCAUUGUUCCACUGAACUUUCCACACUUUGUGCUUGAUCAUUGACUUCUAGUCCUAACAUUAUAAUAGUUAGUAACUUGAUGUUAUUUCCAGAGCAGCUGCAUUUUUUACUAAAUAUUUUGUUUAAGUGUCAACAACAACUGCAACAAAAAGCCAAAUAUCUGAACCUGUAGAACACUGAAUUUUGAAGGACACCUUAAAGUAAGUUGAGUUUGUACCAUCAGUGGUCUAACAACUGACUCUUCCUUGCAUACGAAGGUCAACAACUGGGCACUUUUUAAAACAAUUCAGAGUGCUCAUAUAGGUAGGAAUAAUGGCUACAUUUAUCCAGAAAAUUGACUUUUUUUUCCACAGGGAUAUCAUGCAAUUUCCAAGCAGAAGGUCCUGUGCGGCCUUACAUUUUUAAUAACAUCAGGGGUUGUAAAGGAACUAAACCUUACCUAUAAAGAAUAAAUGAGAAUCUACCACAAACAACAAAUGAUCCAUGUACAUAUAAGUCAUAUCAGUUGUCAUUAGGCUGUACUCCAAAAGCUGCCAAUCAGACCAUAUCAAGUGAUCAAUUCAAGUAGGUGUGGUGGGGAACAGGUUGUAUAUUUUGUAUAUUCUGGGACCACCCCUAAGCAGCUAUUAAAAUUGCACAUUUGGCCCCACUGUGUCCAGAUGAACGCAGCUCUUUUACCCCAGCCAACUGGCCUCUUUUUAUCUUGUUUUGACUCCUUGACUGUUAAACAAAAAAAAAAAGAAAGAAAAAAAAAUAAAAAAGUAAAAUGAAUAAAAAACAUAAAAUACUUAAAAAAAAAUACUUAAAAAUCAUUAGAAAAGAAAACCUUUUCAAAGUCUGAGACCUAAACAGAUGGAAUAGAUCAAUAAAUGAAAGAGCAGCCUUGGCACUUACGGUUUAAGCUUGCAGUUGCCAGAGGGACACAGAAUUUUGAUUUCAAUUUCCCUCUGGCUGCUAAAAGGGUUUUAAACUUCCCUUUACUAUUGACAUGUGGUACCUGCCCAUUGUUGAUUAUUUUUUAUUUCUCACUAAAUAUAUUAAACUCUCGUUAUUUUAUUGUUAGAAUGGGGCAGGGAGAUGUUACAUGAUCAAGACCAAAACCUAAGAAUAUUUUAGGUGUUCCGACAAAUCUUGUAACAAA